Humulus lupulus (European hop) is the source of this 2714-nucleotide messenger RNA. RefSeq names its product ABC transporter B family member 26, chloroplastic-like. Bases 95 to 2314 code for a protein of 739 amino acids. The record is from RefSeq and is a predicted model, not a curated record. Gene Ontology annotation, molecular function: ATP binding; ABC-type transporter activity; ATP hydrolysis activity. Lineage: Eukaryota; Viridiplantae; Streptophyta; Magnoliopsida; Rosales; Cannabaceae. The transcript is spliced from 18 exons. Gene Ontology annotation, cellular component: membrane. Gene Ontology annotation, biological process: transmembrane transport.
AAAAAAAAAUUAAUAAAAAAAAUAUACAUAUUUGAAUCAUAAGAGGGUUAUAUAGUUAAACUGUUCGGUGAAGAAGGUUAUAUAACUCAAUACCAUGAAUACACGACUCUUGAUAACUGAAGUUCCGUUACUUGUCGUCAAAAGCUUCAUCGCUGCGCGCUAUGCAGACCACGAUGUUCCCGUCGACACUACCAAAACAACCAUUCACAUUUCUCUAAUUUACAUUUCCAUGGCCGUUCUCCACCACUCUAACAUUUCCUCACUUAGCACCGCUUAUCUACAUUUCCCAAACCACUGUCCCGAAAGUUCAACUCUUGCUUUGACGAAAAAACACCAAUGGCGAUUUCAAAGCAUACACUCCAAUCUCCGCUCUUUUCGUUUCCGAGCCCACAGUUCUGCGUUUCUUCGCCCUUUCUGUUCUUCGAAACUUGAAAAAGACGGCGGCGAAACAAUAGUCGAAGAUUGGGCUCGAUUUUUCGGUUCGGUUCUACCACACGGAAGUUGGUGGAGAUUACAUGAUGAUCAGGAAGAUGAAGUACCGCAAUUCCCAGCGGCGAAACCUGUUACGGCGUCGUUCGCUAUUCGGAGAAUGUGGGAGUUGAUUGGGGACGAUAGGUGGAUUGUCUUCGUGGGAUGUGGUGCUUUGAUCGGAGCCGCGGUUUCUGAGAUUUCAAUGCCUGCUAUAUUGACCGCAGUUAUUUUUUCAGCUCAACGAGGUGAUUCCAUGGUUUUUUAUAGGAACUCGCAGUUACUGGUUCUACUGUGUCUCAUCUCUGGAAUUUGCAGCGGUAUCCGAAGUGGCUGUUUCGCAGUUGUUAAUACAAUUUUGGUCAGGCGACUAAGAGAAACUCUAUAUUCUGUGAUCAUCUUUCAGGAUAUAUCCUUUUUCGAUAGAGAAACUAUUGGGGAUUUGACAAGCAGGCUUGGGGCAGACUGCCAACGGCUUUCUAGUGUCAUUGGGAAUGAUAUUAACUUAAUUUUACGGAAUCUACUUCAGGGGACAGGGGCACUGGUAAAUUUGUUGAUGUUAUCUUGGCCUCUCGCAUUAUCUGCAGUGGUGAUAUGCUCUGUAUUAUCUACAAUUUUUCAUCAUUAUAGUUGGUAUCAAAAGAAUGCUGCAAAGUUGACACAAGAUUUCACCGCUGGUGCUAAUGAGGUUGCACGAGAAACAUUUUCUUUGAUAAGAACUGUCCGGAUUUAUGAGACAGAAGAAAAAGAAGAAGGAAGGUUCAACCACUGGCUGGAUAAAAUUAGUUUCAUAACUAUGCGAGAAAGUGUGGCUUAUGGACUCUGGAAUCUUAGCUUUUUUACUCUAUACCGUUCAACACAGGUUUUUGCAGUUCUUUUGGGAGGAAUGUCAAUUCUAAGUGGUCAUGUAACGCCUGAGCAUCUUACUAAGUAUGUUUUAUACUGUGAAUGGUUAAUUUUUGCCACUUGGAGGGUCACAGACAGUGUAUCAACAUUAGUGCAGUCUGUUGGAGCAAGUGAGGAAGUUUUUCAAUUAAUGAAUCUUGUGCCCAGUAAUCAAUUUCUAUCAAAAGGUGAGAAAUUACAGAAGAUUAUGGGACACAUUCAGUUUGUGAAUGUAUCGUUUUGCUAUGCUUCAAGGAUGAAAAUACUGGUUUUAGAUCGUGUAAACAUUUCUAUAGAAGCAAAUGAAGUCAUUGCAAUUGUCGGCCCAAAUGGUAGUGGGAAGAGCACAAUAAUCAAUCUCUUGCUUCGUAUCUAUGAGCCCAUCAGUGGUCAGAUUUACAUUGAUGGUAUCCCUCUUAAAGAGCUGGAUGUCAGGUGGAUGAGAGAAAAAAUUGGUUUAGUUGAACAGGAACCCCAUCUGUUUCAUAUGGAUGUCAAGUCAAAUAUCAAAUAUGGCUGCUCUAGAGACAUUAAACAGGAAGACAUAGAAUGUGCAGCCAAGCAGGCAUAUGCACAUGAUUUCAUCUCAUCUUUCCCUGAUGGUUAUGAAACCCUUGUUGAUGACAAGUUACUCAGUGGGGGCCAAAAGCAGCGAAUAGCUAUUGCUAGGGCCAUUCUUAGAGACCCUGCUAUUUUGAUCCUCGAUGAAGCUACUAGUGCUCUAGAUUCUGAAAGUGAACAUUAUGUCAAGGGGGUUAUCCAUGCAUUCAGGAAUGACCUGAAAUCCAAAAGAACUGUUAUUGUCAUAGCACAUAGGCUCUCUACAAUCAAAGCUGCUGACAGAAUCAUAGUUAUGGACAGCGGCCGAGUCAUUGAGAUGGGGAACCACUUAGAGCUCAUGUUAAAAGAUGAAUUUUAUGCAAACUUAGUUCGAGCUCAGACAGAGGGUCUUUUGGCUUGAUUUUAGCUAACUAGGUUCAUUGUGUGGCUCCUUCUGUCUGAUACUACUCCAUCAGGCAUCCCUGCUUUGAGGAUUCGACCUGGUUCGUGGACUCACUUAGCUUAGGGAUGGUAAUUUGACCUGGCAAGGCAGUGUACUGUGGUGAUCUGUCUCUAAUAGUAUAAUUUUCUCUGAAAUAAACGGGACAGAUAACAGGGAGGGAAUUCGCUGUUUAAAAAUUGAUGGGGUGGGACGGGACGGUGGUGCCGUGGUGGUAUUACUUUCUUCACACCAAAUCUGCACCUUUUAUGUAUUAUAAUUAAUAUAUAUAUAUAUAUAUAUUUCAAAAUAUAUAUGUUUUAUGUUUUUUAUUUGAUGAAUUCGUUGUAUAAAUAUUAAAUGGGAUGAAGAUAUUUAAAAA